AUGACGCUUGGAUCCAGAAGACUGAUAUUACGAGACGGGCCACUGACACCAUUGAAAGCCACGGCCAAGAUCAGAAGCCGAGUCAAAUCCAGCAGCAGAACACGGGAACUGGUCCAGGUGGAAGGCCCCCAACAGGAAGAAUCGCAGCAGCAGCAUCAGCAUCAGGAACGACAGCAGCGACAACAUCGGCGUCACCACCAACAUCAGGUGCCUGAUCAGGCGCAAGAACAACGCAGCAGAGGGAUCAGUGACGCCAGUGCCAGCGCCGGUGCGAACACAGCCAUUCGUGGCAGAGCGCGCGUUACCAGCACGGAAACAGACAGCCGUACGAGUGACAAUCCUGAGCGCCUACGAGAACGAGAACAGCCGGCAAAACCCCCGGCAUAUCGAGAUCCAUCACCGGCGCCCGAAGCCGGACCACGAGCAGGAGCAGAGACAGAAGUACAGGACGAGGAAGAGGAGGAGGAGGAGGAACAGUCUCCGUCACCAGCGAUGUGUGUAGCCCAGGCCAAAGACUCUCAACUGUAUUUUACUCGCAUGCUGACAGCAACAGUGCGAGAAGAACCAUCAGCACCAGAACAUCAUCAGCGUUGCCCGUCCAGUUCCAAGGUCGAAUUCGAAUCGUCCAAGAAUCCGUCUCAGCAUCAGCAUCAACGAGUUCUUCGUCUCUUCCCAACACACGAGGGCGACAGGCAACGGUGGUGGAUCCUGGACUGA
Molecule: messenger RNA, 717 nt
Organism: Exophiala spinifera
Lineage: Eukaryota; Fungi; Ascomycota; Eurotiomycetes; Chaetothyriales; Herpotrichiellaceae
Exons: 1
Coding region: 1-717 (238 amino acids)
Source: RefSeq, a predicted model, not a curated record